Camellia sinensis is the source of this 2652-nucleotide messenger RNA. The record is from RefSeq and is a predicted model, not a curated record. Lineage: Eukaryota; Viridiplantae; Streptophyta; Magnoliopsida; Ericales; Theaceae.
AUGGCUUCCCGAAGGGGUGGGCUUUCAAAUUUCAGAGGAGGUAGAGGAGGUAGAGGGUUAGGGGGAGGCAGAGGUCAAGGCCAUAUGAAAUCCUGGGCUGAUGUGGCUGCAUCCUCAUCGAGAUCUAAUAUUCCUUUGAGGUAUGUUCCCCCUAUUCGUAGUGUUGGCUAUGUUAGUGUGAGUCUCCCCCCUAGGCCCAACCCCUUAGAGAAAUGGGAUUCAUGUCUGGUUGGGUACUUCCUGGACAAAGGGGUGUCUUAUAAUUACUUGAAAAACAGUGCUUUUUCUUUAUGGAAAAAUAAGGGUUUGAAGGAAGUUCUAGCAAAUGGAGAAGGCUUUAGCUUCUUCAUUUUUGAAAGCCCUGAAUGUUGUAGUGCAGUCCUUGAAGGAGGGCCAUGGUACAUAGGUGGUUCAAACCUUUUUCUGAAAAAAUGGACUCGGAUGAUGAAGCUUUCGAAGGAAAAAGCUACUACAGUUCCAGGUAGUAGAGUGUCUUUUGCCAGGGUCUGUGUGGAGGUUGAAGCUACAUCCAUUCUUCCAUCGAUGUUCAAAGUGAAUUGUGAAGAUGCAGAAGCUAAACGAACAGAAGACAACCCAGAUCCGGGAUGGGAAACUGUCAAAGCCAAGGGUAAGAGGAAGGUUGAUGUCCCCGAGACAGAUAAUCAUGCAACUUCAAAGGAGGAUGGCCUACCGGAACCUGAUGUAAGGCAGAGUAUACAGCAAGAGCACAUUCAGGAGGAGCCUGUGGAGAUUGAGGGGGAAAUCGAGGUUCACAAAACCAUCCCAGUACUAUCAGUAGUGUCUACCCCAUCUGAGGGGGAGAUUGAGGUUCAAAAAAUGGAUAGCUUGAAGGCUUUGCAGAACAGUCUGCUGGAAAUUACCAGUUUGGUUCUUCCCAAUGAUGAAGAAUUGCGGGCUAAAGUGGAAAAACUAGUGGAAACCACCCCUGGUAGUUCGGCCACUAAGCAGGCUCAAAUUGGCACUAAGGCAAAAGGAAGCUCCUCUGGCAAAGGAAACAAAAGCCAGAGGAAGAAACGCAGAUUUAAUAAUCCUCAUCGACAGAAGGAAGUUCAUAAAUUUUUGUUAAAUGAAGACAUUAAAAUCUUGGGCAUUUUGGAAACGAAAAUAAAAGCUUUAAAUGAACAGCAGAUUUUUUCUGGUGUAAACAAUUGGCCCUUUUUGACAAACUCACAACCUACUAAAACUGGGAGGAUCUGUGUCUGCUGGGACCCAGCUUUUUUCCAAAACUCCUAUUAUGUUUCUGGGGGACUUCAAUGCUAUAAGAUACCGUAUGAGAAAUCUGGGGGCUCUGUUAGCUGGUCUAAGGUCAAAGAGGAGUUUAACUCAUAUAUUCUGAAAUCUGAGUUGGUUGAUCUCUCUUACGGGGGUUGCCAAUUUACCUGGGCCAAUAAGAGAACUAGUAGGGAUUACAUCGCAACCAAAAUUGAUACAGUGCUGGUUAAUGAGGCUUGGCUUGAUACCUUUCCUGCCUCUUUUGCCACCUUUUUACCCUCUGGUAUAUCUGACCACUCUCCUGCUGUGGUUAAUGUUUCUGACAAGAAAUCUUCUUUUAAGAAACCUUUUAAAUAUUUUGACUUUUGGGCCGACCAUAAGGACUUCAAUUCUGUGGUUUCUAGAGUUUGGAAUCAGUGUAUUUAUGGUGUUCCUAUGUACAGGGUGUGCCAAAAAUUGAAAUAUUUGAAGCCUGAACUAAAGGCUUUGAACAAGAAAGACUUUAGUGACAUAACUACUAGAGUCCAAACCUCUAAAUAUGAGCUCUUCUCUGCUCAAUGUAAGUUGGAUAAGGAUCCGAGUAAUAGUGAGUUGCAGAAACUUGAGCGCAAUAUCUACAAGCAGCAUGUUGACCUCCUGGCUGUUGAAGAGAGUUUGGCUCUCCAGAAAUCUUGUGUCUUGUGGCUUAGUCAGGGGGAUAGAAAUAGCAGCUUCUUCUUCAAAACCAUUAAGGGUAAUAUCAAUAGGGGUAAAAUUUUGAAUCUGGAGUUGAUGGAUGGCCAAAAGUCUUCUAAACCAGAGGACAUCCAGAAUGCGUUCACCAAUUUUUUCUCAGGUUUAUUUGGUACCCCGUUUGAUGACCAGUAUCAUGGUUUUGCUAGAAUUCAGUCCCCGGUUAAGACCCGUAUUUCUCCUGAUCAAUCUCUUGUGCUUGCUAGCCCUGUGACUGACCAAGAGAUCAAGGAUACCUUUGUUAAUAGCACCAUCAUUGCUCUCAUUCCCAAAGUCCCCAACCCUGCAAAAGUGGGUGACUUCAGGCCUAUUUCUAGUUGCAACACCAUCUAUAAGUGCAUUGCCAAGAUCAUAGCUAACAGGAUUAAAUCUGUUCUCCCUGAUCUUAUUGACCCUGUCCAGUCAGCUUUUGUUCAAGGUCGGAGAAUUUCUGACAAUAUCUUCCUAUCUCAAGAGCUUAUGAGGGGGUACCAUAGGCAUUCCCCUACUCCGACGUGUGCUAUCAAGGUGGAUAUCAUGAAAGCUUACGAUAGUGUGAGAUGGGAUUUUAUUCUUGAUAUUCUCAAGGCUAUGGCCUUUCCUCCUGUCAUGGUUUCUUGCUGCAUCACUAGCCCUUCCUUUUCAAUUUGUAUCAAUGGUAGCCUUCAUGGCUAUUUUAAAGGGGCUAGAGGUUUAAGACAAGGUUGA